UCCCUGCCUCCUGCCGAGGGGACGGGCCCCAGGUGACGGCGGCGGGCGGGCGGGGACAAGGACAAGGGACAGGGACAUGGCCGGGGGCCGGGCGGGCCCUCCCGGUGCCGCUGACGUGCGAGGCACCGCCCGGCCUAGGGGCGGCUCCGGCUCCGGUGGCUGUGCAGGGGGAGACACGGACAGACGGACGGAGGGACUGGCAGACAGACGGACGGAGGGACGGACAGACCGACAGACCGGCAGACAGACCCAGGAUCAAUUUUUACUGUAAUACAAGACAUUGAAGAUGACACCAAAACAUGAAAAACAAGAAUUUGUUACUGUCUUGGUGCGAGACCCCAGGACACAGAAAGAAGACUCAUGGCAUUCUUACAUCGACUACGAGAUAUUUAUUCAUACAAACAGUAUGUGCUUUACAAGGAAAACAUCCUGUGUUAGACGACGCUUUCGAGAAUUUGUUUGGCUUCGGCAGAGGCUUCAGAGCAAUGCUGUGCUCAUACAGUUACCCGAACUGCCAUCUAAAACUCCUUUUUUCAAUAUGAACAAUCCGCAUCACGUGGACCAUCGUCGGCAGGGUCUGCAAGAAUUCCUGGAAAAGAUUCUACAGAAUGCAUUAUUGCUUUCAGACAGUAGGCUUCACCUCUUCCUACAGACUCAGCUAAGCCCAGAAGAUAUGGAAGCUUGUGUAUCUGGACAGACCAAAUAUUCUGUCGCUGAUGCGAUUCAUAAGUUUGCCUCUUUGAACAGACGUUUUCCUAUAGAAGAUGAAGAGAGAAAAAAAGGAAAAAACGAUGCAGACUCUGAUUCGGAGAGUUCAUCCUCCGGGCUUGGACCUAGUGAUGACAGCAUUUCUUGUGGAUGUAAAGCAAGCCCAGCUUCUGAAGAAUCAUGAAAAAUCAUUUCUGUAUUCCUAUCCCAAGGACAGCACAGAGUAGUUUCUGAUAUAUUUCCUAGUUACGUAUACCAUGUAAACGCAACUUGCUAGUAACAUGUACCUAAAGGACUUGUUGUCAAUACAACCACAUGUCCUUACGGAAUUUUCCAAACAGACCUUGAUGUUAUGCCUUUGAUUUAUUAUGUGCGUCGAUUCAGGUCUGCGUGUUACCUAUUACAUUUAGUUUUCUGUAACUGUUAAAAUCUCAAUAUUGGGUCAGUCAUGUUCCAUUGACUGGCAUAGCUGUGAAAAUAUUUCUCGUAGUGAGUACAUGUCUUAGAUCUGGAGAAAUAAAGAUAACUUAAUUGCUCAGAUUGAAAGUUGGUCAUACCAAAUAUAUUCAAAGCAUCUUUUUGUAAUUUGCAACAGAGAAGUUUCAUCUUUAGAAGUCAUUUGACAUUGGUGAUGAAAUUACAUACCCCACAAGGUAUUAACUUUUUCAAGUAGCUCAGCAACAUCGGCAAAACAACAUUUGUACAAACUAUAUGCUGCUGACAAUUUGAGAUAUAAAUAUAUCUUCCUCUGGUCCUUCUGUAAUGUUUAUGGAAAGCCUAGUUUUAUCGCGUAUGAGAACUGAAGGCCAAAAUUCUUGAGUACGGUUGCUUAGAAGUUGGAAAUGUUAAUAAAAAUGACAUCAUUUCUGGGGUUGCUGAAGAUUCUCAUUUCCCAGGGAAAUUAUGGAUACUCAUUCCCAGUGAAAAAUCUUGGAUGAAGUCCUUUAAGACUAGCGGCUGAAUUUUCCACUGGCUGCACGAGGGCCAGGAUUCCGCCCGACGUGUUUUAGCUUCAGGCACCUCCAUGAAGAUGUCAGGAGGGAUGUUUUAGUCCGGCAGCUCAAAGGGAGGGUAUCUGCCACCCCGAGAUGAUGAUCAUCACGCAGGGGUAACGUGCUGCACAAACGUGGGCCUCCAGUCCUUGGGAAUAACUGGAGCUGCUGCUUUCGCUGUCGCUAUAGUCAGCACGUUGCCAUAAUGACUUUUUUUUUUGUCCCCCCACAAACAAAAGGCAGGCUCCAGCACAAGGUUGUAACCACCAGCGCUUAUUUUGAUUAAACGUCAGUUUCGUUCUUUAUUGUUAACAGCAGCUGCGCAGUGUCUUGUCCCAGGCUCUGUCAAAGGAGUAUGUUUCGCCGUGGUGUUGUAUUUAUAUUUGACAUUUAACUGCUAUUAAAAAGAGCUCGGGGGUCCGGUCGCCCCAGCGCAGCGCCCGUAUACUGCAGCACCCGGCCUAAAAAUGGAAGGACGUGUGUUUUUAAGAAAGACGUACGUUUGUAAGAAAUCCGGGGGUGCUUUCAGAGAAGGAGCGUUUUAAGCCCAUGAAUUACAGAAACAAUAGAUUAAUAAAUGGCCACCCAAUGAAGGGCAGCAUAGGCAUGUGUGGGCAUGGUUUUUUUAAAGCAUCCAGCUGGGAAUUUGUGUAAUUUUAGAAACAUGUUUUAAUAGCCUGAGGAUAACAUCUCUUAGGUAACUGCUUUAAGCCACUGUUUUCUGUUGAUGGUAGCACUUUCAUAAGAUAGAUACCCCUGUUUCUUUUUGCUUAGUCUUAUUGAAUUGCACAAAUGUAUCAAUUCACCAUCUCAGCUUGUGUGCGAGUUAGCAGCAAAGCUAUUUUAAUGCAAAAGUGAUAACAUUUAAUUAAAGCAACAAGUUAUCACUAGAAGUAGCUUAAAAAUUGCUAUUACUGCCACACGGAGAUGGCUUGAUUGCUCUUUUUUUUUUUUUUUUUUUUUUAAGGUGGUAAGUUACUAGAAAAAAAUCAUUUAGAAAAUUUAUUUAAAAGAUGCGGAAAAUGUAAAAACCAAAACCUGGAAUUGUAUCUGAGGAAUAUAUUAAUGCUUUUAUUUAACUCAGUACUUGGGUAGCGUUUUUUUAUUAUUUUUAUUUUUUAUUAUUAUUUUGUUUUAAAAGAUUGAACUAAGCGAUGCACUUUACAAUUCUGCCCUGCUACCACGUCCUCAGUGUCUGACACACAUUGCAGAAUCCCAAGGGCUGGCCAGCCUUUGUGGCUAUUUUUUUGCCAUUCGAGGAGCUGAUCUGUGUUUGUGUUCUGGCACGUGUUUUCCAAAUAGAGAUGUUUCUGAAAUAAAUAUUUGUUUUCUAAUAGCUCUGUUGUUAUUCUGUUAUUUCCUUUGUCACCGUUCAAAAACGAGAGUACUGUAGCAGAACUUUCUUCCUGCCUUUGACAUAAAUUUGUUUAAAUAUUUAUCUUUUGGAUGUUGUUUGUAUAGCUAGUAGUACUGGAAGUUUUCCUUUUAAAGGGGAAGGAAAAGCAUUCUAUGUUCUGGUAUUUCUUUUUGCAUCAGCUGCAUGUAUGGGCAUGUAAAUGCUUCAGGACAUCUUAAUUGGGAACAUUUGAAUGCAUUAUAAAUUUAUACUUAAAUAUAAAACAUUCAGUGAGUGAUGCGGUGAUUUUUCAACACUAUCAUGUGCUUUGAUUUUCGAAAAACACCAGUGGUAUUUUGAUUCUUCUUUCUUAGUUGGGAAUAAUGCUAUUUCCUGCUAGUAUUUCACACAGGCUAAGCUCUGGUUUGCUAGUUUCAUCUCAUUGCUGUUGCCAAUUUCACCUAAUGGCAAUAAUGCUGUACUCAAGUAAUUGCACUCAAACGCUGCGCUUUAUCUCGUGCAUAGAUGUUAUAUUCUCAUUUUAUGUGAUAAUUUCUUGAAAGUUUUAAUUAAUUAAAUCAUGUUACCAUUUUUAUCCUGUGUUUAAACCU
Molecule: messenger RNA, 3647 nt
Organism: Oxyura jamaicensis (ruddy duck)
Lineage: Eukaryota; Metazoa; Chordata; Aves; Anseriformes; Anatidae
Gene: SNX10
Product: sorting nexin 10
Exons: 7
Coding region: 287-892 (201 amino acids)
Biological process (GO): intracellular protein transport
Molecular function (GO): phosphatidylinositol binding
Source: RefSeq, a predicted model, not a curated record